AUGCAGCCCGCCAUGAUGAUGUUCUCCAGUAAGUACUGGGCGCGGAGGGGCUUCUCGCUGGACUCGGCCCUGCCGGAGGAGCGCCCCGCCGUCGGCAGCUUCACCCUAAACAGAUCGAGUUCUGGGAAAAAUGAGGAAAAGAAAGGGAGUAAAGGAAAUGGGAAAGGUGAAUCUGUCUCUGAAGGUGGAAAGACAGCUGUGGUGUUUUCCUUGAAGAAUGAAGUUGGUGGAUUGGUGAAAGCUCUCCGACUCUUCCAGGAGAAACAUGUGAGUAUGGUUCAUAUUGAAUCACGAAAAUCGAAGAGAAGGAACUCGGAGGUGGAAAUUUUUGUGGACUGUGACUGCAGUAAGAAAGAAUUUAAUGAACUAAUCCAGUUGCUCAAGUUUCAAACUAAUAUUGUAUCUCUCAAUCCACCAGAAAACAUCUGGACUGAUGAAGAAGAUCUCGACUGUGUCCCUUGGUUCCCCAGGAAGAUAUCUGAAUUAGAUAAAUGCUCACAGAGAGUUUUGAUGUAUGGAUCUGAGCUGGAUGCAGAUCACCCUGGAUUUAAAGACAAUGUCUAUCGACAGAGAAGAAAGUACUUUGUGGAUGUUGCCAUGAGCUAUAAAUACGGUCAACCCAUUCCCAGAGUGGAGUACACUGCUGAAGAAAUUAAAACAUGGGGGGUGGUAUUUAGGGAACUCAGUAAACUCUAUCCCACCCAUGCUUGUCGUGAAUAUUUGAAAAACUUUCCUCUGCUGACCAAGUACUGUGGAUACAGAGAGGAUAAUGUGCCUCAGUUGGAAGAUGUUUCCAUUUUUCUUAAAGAAAGGUCUGGCUUCACAGUGAGACCAGUUGCUGGAUACCUAUCUCCCCGAGAUUUUUUAGCUGGCUUAGCAUAUAGAGUUUUUCACUGUACUCAGUACAUACGUCAUGGCUCAGAUCCUCUCUACACACCAGAACCGGAUACAUGCCAUGAACUCUUGGGACACGUGCCUCUGCUUGCUGAUCCCAAGUUUGCACAGUUUUCACAAGAGAUAGGACUUGCUUCACUGGGAGCAUCUGAUGAAGAUGUUCAGAAAUUAGCCACUUGCUAUUUUUUUACGAUUGAAUUUGGCCUUUGCAAGCAAGAAGGACAACUACGGGCUUAUGGGGCAGGACUUCUGUCUUCUAUUGGUGAAUUAAAGCAUGCUCUCUCUGACAAGGCCAAUGUGAAAACAUUCGAUCCAAAGACAACCUGUUUGCAAGAAUGCCUUAUCACUACUUUCCAGGAAGCUUACUUUGUUUCAGAAAGUUUUGAAGAAGCCAAAGAAAAGAUGAGGGACUUCGCCAAAUCAAUCAAUCGUCCCUUCUCUGUGUAUUUCAAUCCAUAUACACAAAGCAUUGAGAUUUUGAAGGAUACUAGGAGUAUAGAGAAUGUUGUCCAGGACCUCCGCAGCGAUCUAAACACUGUAUGUGAUGCUUUAAGCAAAAUGAACAGAUAUUUAGGGAUUUGA
Gavia stellata (red-throated loon) is the source of this 1476-nucleotide messenger RNA. It is a transcript of the gene TPH2, whose product is annotated as tryptophan hydroxylase 2. Lineage: Eukaryota; Metazoa; Chordata; Aves; Gaviiformes; Gaviidae. Gene Ontology annotation, molecular function: iron ion binding; tryptophan 5-monooxygenase activity. Gene Ontology annotation, cellular component: neuron projection. The record is from RefSeq and is a predicted model, not a curated record. The transcript is spliced from 11 exons. Bases 1 to 1476 code for a protein of 491 amino acids. Gene Ontology annotation, biological process: serotonin biosynthetic process; aromatic amino acid metabolic process.